Metarhizium brunneum ARSEF 3297 is the source of this 1065-nucleotide messenger RNA. RefSeq lists its product as uncharacterized. The record is from RefSeq and is a predicted model, not a curated record. NCBI's taxonomy places the organism in Eukaryota, Fungi, Ascomycota, Sordariomycetes, Hypocreales, Clavicipitaceae.
AUGUCACUUUACAAAUUGCCUCCCGAGACUCUAACACAGAUCUUUGAUCAAGUCGGGUCAUCUUUUUUCCACGAAGAUUUGGGUCGCCUUACGGUCUGCAAACAAUGGUUCGAAUAUGCCCUUCCUGUAUUUUUCAAGUGCAUCAAACUUUACCAAAAGACCCUGCGUAGCCUAGUAAGUUCCCGGGUCAUGAAAAGUCCAUCUCUACUUCAGGGCCGCCUGGAAAUCCUGGAGCUUGAUCUCAGCGGAUAUCAUGCCCCUUUCUCCACGUUAUAUCCUGAAAACCCUGCUUCGGAAUUGGAUCUAUUAAAGGACAGUGGCCCGAAUGAGGCUCCCAGAGAACAUACGACUGAGACAUGGAUAAAGGACCUUGGAAAUGACCUCGCCCAACUCACCAUUAUGGCCCAAAAAUCUCACAGGUUGCGUACCUUGCGCAUAAGAGCCCGGGGCUAUCUCUCCCCUCAGCCGCUGGAUAGCUCUGACGAUUAUCUGCCGCUAGCAGCGAUGCAAGCCUUGCUUUCGAUGGAGAACCUCUGCAUGCUAGUGCUGGAUUCAUCUGUCAGCAUUCUAGCCCCAUCGGGAGAGCAAGGGGGUAGCCAUCAUAUUUGUCCAGCCAUCGGCACCCUUCUGCGCACGCUUCGAACCCUUCAUGUACGCAUGCGCAGCAUCUGCCCUGACGUUUUGAAGCCCCAGGACCCAAACGAAAGUCUGCACUUGAGCGAAGUGGUCGUCAACUUGAGCCUGACUACCAACCUACCAGGGAUAACCUCGGCGGCUCACUCUAAACGAUGUGGUUUCCAGGAAGGAGGAUUGCUUCAACUGAAAGCGGACAUACAAGAGAAGGCAGAGGCUCUCGCAACCAAAAUGACGUCACCCAAAGUUGUGAGGAUUCUGACUCAUACACUACCUCAGUUUGAAACGCAGUCACUCGACGUCUUGACUGGCAGGACUAUGAUUCUGGGCGAUGACAUGGCGUGGGGUGAAGAUGGCAAGACUGUGGAAGAGGAGUCUGGAUCAGAGUCCGAGCUGCUAGAUGAGGAAUUUGAAACAUUUUUGGAUGACUGA